AUGCCAAGUGUAAGCACUCAACCAAUCAGUUAUCACGAAAAAUCUUCCAUUGUUGUCUUUGGGGCCUCCGGUGAUCUAGCCAAGAGAUCCAUCUUCCCAGGUUUAUUCAGUUUAUACAGGGAAGGGUUUUUAAAGCCAAAUACACAAAUUAUUGGUUACGCAAGAUCUAAAUUGACUAAAGAACAAUUGAUUUCCAAGUUCCAAGGCUUUUUAAGAAAACCAGAUGGUGCUAUUGAUGAUGUCAAAGAAAAGGAAUUCUACAACAUGUUAACUUAUGUUUCUGGCGCUUAUGACUCCGAUGAAGGCUACGAAGAAGUUAGAAACAUAUUAGAAACUUUUGAAAAUAAUGAAGGUGUCACUGACCCACGUCGACUCUUCUAUUUCUCCAUUCCACCAAACGUUUUCAUUCCAGUAGCUCAACAAAUCAAGAAGUUAUUAUACGUUCCAAAUGGUGGUACCAGGGUUGUAGUAGAGAAGCCAUUCGGUAAUGACUUAAAGACUGCUGAAAUUCUAGAAGCUGAAUUAGAAAAAUUAUUCACAGAAGAUGAAAUGUUAAGAAUGGAUCAUUUCUUAGGUAAAGAAUCUAUUCAAAGUUUAAUUCCAUUAAGAUUCAGUAACGAACUUCUUUCUGCUGUUUGGGAUAGGAAGUCUAUCAAGAGCAUGUAUUUAUCCUUCAAAGAACCAUUUGGUACCGAAGGUCGUGGUGGAUACUUCGAUCCAGUUGGUAUGAUUAGAGACGUCAUGCAAAAUCAUUUAUUACAAGUUAUUGCUUUGAUUACCAUGGAAAAACAAAGAUCCUUUGAUUCAAAAGGUAUUCGUGACGCUAAAGUCAAUGUUUUAAAGGCCAUGACACCAUUCGAUAAUGACAAUGUCCUAGUUGGUCAAUACUCUAGAUCCGUAGAUGGUAAGAAACCAUCAUAUCUAGAUGACGAAACUGUCCCAAAGGGUUCAAAAUCUAACACUUACGCCUUUGUCACAUUCAAUAUUGACAACGACCGUUGGAGAGGUGUCCCAAUUAUUAUGGGUGCUGGCAAAGCCACUGAUGAAGAUCAAAUUGAAGUUAGAGUACAAUUCCACAAGGACACACCAUUUUUUUCUCAAUAUCCACAGACUGAAUUGGUCAUUAGAACUCACCCAGAUUUUGCCGUUUACCUUGAUUUCCAUGGUAAGAUUCCAGAAUUGGAAAAGAUCCCACCAAUUCCAGAUGCAGAAGCUUACAGAGUCUUAAUUAAGGAUGCUAUUAAGGGUGACUCCUCAAAAUUUGUUGGUUUCGAUGAAUUAGAAACAUCUUGGAAGCUAUUCACUCCAUUAUUAAACCAUCUGGAAGGUCCAAAUGGUCCACAACCAGAACUUUAUCCAUAUGGUUCUAAGGGCCCAGAAAGUAUUAAUAAGUACUUGGAAAAGAAUAGUUAUGAAGUUAAGCACUAA
Molecule: messenger RNA, 1428 nt
Organism: Kazachstania africana CBS 2517
Lineage: Eukaryota; Fungi; Ascomycota; Saccharomycetes; Saccharomycetales; Saccharomycetaceae
Exons: 1
Coding region: 1-1428 (475 amino acids)
Biological process (GO): pentose-phosphate shunt, oxidative branch; glucose metabolic process
Cellular component (GO): cytosol
Molecular function (GO): NADP binding; glucose-6-phosphate dehydrogenase activity
Source: RefSeq, a predicted model, not a curated record